This is a messenger RNA of Fukomys damarensis (Damara mole-rat), 3037 nucleotides long. It is a transcript of the gene Chst11, whose product is annotated as carbohydrate sulfotransferase 11. Gene Ontology annotation, biological process: proteoglycan biosynthetic process; carbohydrate biosynthetic process. Gene Ontology annotation, cellular component: membrane. The coding region runs from base 3 to 941 and encodes 312 amino acids. Gene Ontology annotation, molecular function: sulfotransferase activity. NCBI's taxonomy places the organism in Eukaryota, Metazoa, Chordata, Mammalia, Rodentia, Bathyergidae. The record is from RefSeq and is a predicted model, not a curated record. The transcript is spliced from 2 exons.
UCAUGCGGCGGAAUCCCUUCGGUGUGGACAUCUGCUGUCGAAAGGGGUCUCGGAGUCCCCUGCAGGAGCUCUACAACCCAAUCCAGCUGGAGCUGUCCAACACCGCCGUCCUGCACCAGAUGCGGCGGGACCAGGUGAGCGACACCUGCCGGGCCAGCAGCGCCGCGAGCCGCAAGCGGCGGGGGCUGACGCCCAGCGACCUGAAGCACCUGGUGGUGGACGAGGACCACGAGCUCAUCUACUGCUACGUCCCCAAGGUGGCCUGCACCAACUGGAAGCGGCUCAUGAUGGUGCUGACGGGGCGCGGCAAGUACAGCGACCCCAUGGAGAUCCCGGCCAGCGAGGCGCACGUCUCGGCCAACCUGAAGACCCUCAACCAGUACAGCAUCCCCGAGAUCAACCACCGCUUGAAGAGCUACAUGAAGUUCCUGUUCGUGCGCGAGCCCUUCGAGCGGCUGGUGUCGGCCUACCGCAACAAGUUCACGCAGAAGUACAACACGUCCUUCCACAAGCGCUACGGCACCAAGAUCAUCCGGCGCCAGCGCAAGAACGCCACGCAGGAGGCGCUGCGCAAGGGCCACGACGUCAAGUUCGAGGAGUUCGUGGCCUACCUCAUCGACCCGCACACGCAGCGCGAGGAGCCCUUCAACGAGCACUGGCAGACGGUCUACUCCCUGUGCCACCCGUGCCACAUCCGCUACGACCUUGUGGGCAAGUACGAGACGCUGGAGGAGGACUCCAAUUACGUCCUGCAGCUGGCGGGCGUGAGCGGCUCCCUGAAGUUCCCCACCUACGCCAAGUCCACGCGAACUACUGACGAGAUGACCACGGAGUUCUUCCAGAACAUCAGCUCCGAGCACCAGACGCAGCUCUACGAAGUCUACAAACUCGAUUUUUUAAUGUUCAAUUACUCAGUGCCCAGCUACCUGAAACUGGAAUGAAGGGCGGGGCGGGCAGGGGCGGGGGGGGGGCGGAAGUCGUGCUUUUUAAUUUAAGAGUUUUUUUAUUUGUCAAAAGAAUUCUAUGGAUAUUGGGUUAUUUUGUAAAUUAAUAUUUCUUUGGGGGAAGAUGCUGCGAGCAGCAUGGUGAGAAUUAUUUAAAAAUGAGGACGGGAUGGGGUGUCCGUGUCGGGCUUUCUGUCUGCUUUCCUGUGUCCUGGUGAAUCCCACGAAGUCUAAUGAAUAUUAUUUAUAGUUAUUUAAACACGGUCUCCGUAUAGAUUUCUUUCUGCGGAAGCAGCAUGCUGGUGACCUCCCGGAAGAAAUCUAUGGUUCCUGCUUUGCUGCAGCUUCUUGGGGCCUGGUGUUCAUCUCCGUGCCAACCUCUUGCAUCAGUGGUACGGUCCUGGUGACCUGCACAGAUGCCACCCUUCUCGAGACUCUGCUGGAAGGAAAUAGGUUGCUCUCAUGCUUGGAAAGCGCCUUCCUGGGGGAUGAAUUCCAAACCAGUUUCAGUCGACCUGAACACCCCCUGCACUAAAGAAAUGUGAUUUUUUUUUUCCCCCCUUCAGAGAGCACUGAAUGUAGCAGUUUUUUUCACCAGGAUUAGCAGCCUGAUAGAUGAGACCCUUUUAAGGGAAUUCUUAACUAAUAGAGCCAGUUUUGGAGAAAGCAAAGUAGCUGUUGCUUUAGAGCCCAUGGGUAUUUAUUAAGCAUCUACUAUAUUCUAGGCCCUUGUGUAGGCCUUGCAGAGAGAACAUUGAGCAACUCAUAGCCUUGGUCCUCAUGAAGUUUUAUAUGGACCGAGAGUGUCCAGCUACCUGUUAGCAAACCCUGACAGCACUGGCUUUGGGGGAGCUCUGGACUCUUCAUGUAACCCACACAGUCUGUGACCCCCACACACCAGUAUCAGCCUCCUCACUUGGAGUGAUCUCAGCACAUUGCUCAAUGUAAAAUGUGGCAAAAACAUCCCCACCCUCAGCCUGGUGCAGCUUCUUGGUAGCAGCUGCCUUUAACCCCAGAAUGUGCUCCGCAAGCUGAGCAUGGCGGGUGCUGUGAUCGAUUAGUGAUGUCUGCCUUGGAUAGGGCAAGGGACACACCAGGCCCCUCCUAGGGCUCCCUCAACACAUUACAGUGACAUGCACACAUCGAGGGGUCGCAGCACCUGGCAUUUCACACUCUCACAUCCAGGGGAAGUUCAGCCCCAGUGGCACCUUCAUGACUGCCACAUGUGACAGCAGGGACAGCCUUGCUUCCUCCCCCGGAGGCCGGAAGUUUGCCAUGUUCUGCUCCUUGCUGAUUAACGUCCAAGCCUGCUUCUCAUUCCCAGACACUUCCCAGCCUCUCUGUUGGAGCUUGAGCCGUGUCCCUCAGAGAGCAGUGGAUGAGUCCUGUCACCAAUACUGUAAAUAAUAAAAUAAUAGUAAUGGGGCAGGUGGGUGGGGUGUGGGUGAAUUUUGCUGUUUUCUUUUUGGUGCAGUAUAUAGUGAAGGGAUGGCAAUGUUCUGAACAAACAAAAAUGAGCAAUUUAUUCACAGGAAUGAUUAAAGCUGUAUUGUGAGUCUCACAGCAAGCCAGCGAGCGGCAGGAAAUUCCUGUCUCACCAAGGAAGUGAUUUUAUUUAGGGGAAGGUGGUGGCAUUCCCUCACACUGCUCUCUGGGGCGUGGUGUGACAGAAGUGAGGGCUUCUGUGGCCACUCAUCCUCGGGACACACACCAAGGUUGGUUUGCUCUCUGCGAGUCUUAGAACCUUGAGUGUGUGCUGGGCUUCCCACAUCCUGAGGGCACCCCAAGUGGGCAGGUCGCCCUGGAUCUCUGGUUAGGGUGGACUUCGCGAAUCUGAGGCCUGCGAGGGUGAAACUGCCCCCCAACAACAAACAGCAAGACCAGAAUAGCACCACCACCUGCACCUGGCUUCAGGAACUGGAUUAAGCUCUGACGAGUGCAGUGGCUCCAUCCCUCCCCAGCAGAGAGGGCGUCUCUGGAGCAGGGGCCCCGCAGCCCCACGUGCCGCCGACAGGUGGCUCAGGAGCACGGGCUCAGCGGCCCUCCGUGCACUUGUCCAGCUGUCCUGGAGAUGCACGUGUCUGUCCCAUGUC